AUUUGUGUUCUGUGACCUAACCUAAAAAGAAACUAAUAGUUAAUUAUAAAAUACUAUAUACCAUAAGUAUUGUAUUAAAAAAUAGUGAUGGAGCCCGAUAAGCAUUUACAGAAAGUAGAACUAGCCUCGGACGUAUACGCGAUAUGCAUUCAACACGCUUUAAUAACAGAAAAACAAGAAGUAAUGGGUUUGCUCCUGGGCGAGAUAGAUGAAGAAGAAUGUAUCUCAAAAAUAUCAGCUUGCAUGAUACUCCAUAGGAGUGAUAAACAGCCCGACCGAGUGGAAAUAUCGCCAGAACAAUUAUGCGGGGCCUCUGCCUAUGCUGAAGAGCUCGCCUCCUCCCUGAGGAAGCCCAUAAGGGUUAUAGGCUGGUACCACUCUCAUCCGCACAUUACUGUAUGGCCUAGUCAUGUAGACAUCAAAACCCAAGCAAAUUACCAAAUGAUGGAUCCGCUAUUUGUCGGUUUAAUUUUCUCCGUGUACAACAGCGACCCACAAACGAAAAGCAACCAGGUCCAAUUAACUUGCUUCCAGGCAAAAGUUAACGGGGAUCAACUGGAGAGGCGAGAAGUCCCGUUGUUCAUCCAAAAUGCUCCACUGGCCCCAUACAAUCUGAAACAAAUAGUCGAUUUGCCGAAAAUUUUAAUUCAGGAAGAACUGGAGAUCCAUAGUAAUAAUGACGGUGAGACCAACGACCCCCUUGUGAAAUUACAUAAUGAUGCUGUUAAAACUGUGGCUGUGGCCAAUAUCGUGUCAAACGUUUCUAUCCCUAUAUUAGAGGGUUUAACCGCGAGAUUGAGUGCUACACAAUGUCGCAUUAAGGAGUUGCAGGCUAUUAAGGAGAAAUUGUUGGCCGAGUUGAAAGAAUAAUUGAUUUAUUAACAGGAAAUUAGUCAAGUAAGUUAUGAAAUGAGUUUGUAUUAAGUGAAGCAUAAAAGUUCUUUAAUUAAUAUAUAUUUUUUUU
Anthonomus grandis grandis is the source of this 964-nucleotide messenger RNA. Its product is annotated as lys-63-specific deubiquitinase BRCC36-like. Lineage: Eukaryota; Metazoa; Arthropoda; Insecta; Coleoptera; Curculionidae. The record is from RefSeq and is a predicted model, not a curated record. Gene Ontology annotation, cellular component: BRISC complex; BRCA1-A complex. Gene Ontology annotation, biological process: double-strand break repair. Gene Ontology annotation, molecular function: polyubiquitin modification-dependent protein binding; cysteine-type deubiquitinase activity; metallopeptidase activity. The transcript is spliced from 3 exons. The coding region runs from base 88 to 870 and encodes 260 amino acids.